UUGAAAAUGUUUUGCUUGCAACUUAGUUUGAAGCAUGCCAAAGACAUGCCUUAGCAAAGAUUGAUCCCAGUAACUUACCACUCAGUCCUUUUUCCUGUUUGUUAUUUCUUUCCCUGGAGCUAAAAUAGUUCAUAGUUGUUAAACACUGUUGUAAGCAUUAGUAAAGAUUCAUCCCAGUAACUUCACAAUUAAGUACCAAUGUUGAGUGGCCAGUUCAAAAUUCAGUAUGGUACAUAGCUAGUAUAACGUUUUUUGUUGACACUUAAGUGAUAUUGGAAAUAUUUAAUCAGUACCAUUUGUUUUGUUAGUUUAGAAAAAAAAAGUUGCCAUAGUUUGCUCAGUUUAAUCAAUAAUAACACAACAAGAAUACUUUGGGGCUUGGGCAUUUUCUUAUUAACUUCUGAUUAUAUUUACGCCUUGUGCAAUCCCUGUCCCACAUGUGGAAAACUUGGUCUACUUGCCCCUUAGGAACAAAAUGGCUAAAAAGGAAAUAUGCCAGAAUGGAAUGUGGAGUUGCCUUUUUUGGGAAAGUUGUCUAUGAUUUUUAUCGCUUGGAAAUAAUUGAUGCUUAUCUGCUCAUAACAUCUUUCCUUCCUAGUUAUAAAGUUUGAAGCUUGGUGGUGAGUUCACUCCUCCACAAUUACUCCACGUGAAACCAACAACCUCGCAGAAGUCAGAAAUAAACAAAUGCAAUUUCACUGACGUUGGGGACCAACACUCUUGUAAAAGAAAAACAAGUAUAGGAUCCAGAUUCCAACUCUAGGUUUUAGAAUUCUUCGCCCAACCAACUCUCACAGUUUUGUAUCGUAGCAUAAAGGAGCAAACAGCGCUAUUUACUCUAACAUGACAAAGAUCUUGUCCUCCUGCAUGAUCGCGGUCCUCGUCCCUGAUGCCCAUCUUUGUGUGUUUCAAAAUUUAAAAUCUUACGAUGGCCCUUCCAUGGUAGCUUCAGAUGCUCCAACUUCUCGCCGCCUAUAACUUCUCGUUGUUUUGCUCUCUUUUGUUGCUAGAAGUGAGCAGCAGUUGUAGGAUACCAACGUCUUUCGACGAUCUUGUAAGCUGGUGGCAUAACUUGUUUUUUACUGGCUUCAUAGCAACUCACAUGCAUUAUGAUAAUUAUCUUGAAAAUAUCAACUAGCUGUUUGAAUGAAGCAUGCAAGUAAGAAUACUUGAGGUAUACCCUGAUUUGCUUUUUUUGUGAUAAAAAGUGCACAUAGGAUACACCUCCAGCAUGUUACAUAUCUAUUUACUAGGAUUGGCUAUAUUCUGUUUUGUUUCCAGCUUAAGCAGAUUACGGAGGCAAUUAACUCCAUGUUUCCUGCUGACUUCUUACUAUCCUCUUUCCAAAUUUAUUGAUUGUCUGUUUGAGCAGUUAGUACUGUUAUUUCAUAGAUUUUAUUUGACCAAUACUACCAUGAGUUUUGUUCAGUUAAAUAAACAUUUUAUUCUCAAAAUGGAUAGAGCAUAAUCAAUUCCAAUUGUUUGUUUGGGCAUCUUAAGCAGUUGCUUCUGACCAAAUAUUAUGUUUCCAGACCUGACGGAGAAGACGUGCUAUGUCAUGUGUGCCUAGCAGAGAAGGAAUCACCAAGUUUGAAAUUAUUGGUCAUUUGUUGAGACCGGGACGUAAGAAUUGUAACCAGACACAAUGACCACACAAGCCUGUAAGAGGAGGAGGUCAGUUUACAUAAGCAGUGGGUCGGAAGAUUCUGGUACAGAUUCAGAGGUUGAGAGAAGUAAACCGUCUAAAAAACCUAUGGUGACGUCAAUUUCUUUGUGUGAGCAUCAGCCAUCCUCUAACAACAAGGUUAAAAGCAUGAACACUAGCAAGACAAGGGUGUGUAGAACUAUUCUGGGGAAGCUCAUGGAUCACCCAGGUGGUUGGCUUUUUCAUCAACCGGUUGAUCCAGUCCUAUUUGGGAUUCCUGAUUACUUUGAUGUUAUCCGUAAUCCAAUGGACUUGGGCACUGUUAAGAAGAAACUCACAAACAAGAGCUAUUUUGGCACUGAUGAGUUUGCAGCAGAUGUGAGGUUAACAUUUUCCAAUGCAAUGAAGUAUAAUCCUCCCGGAAAUCAGGUUCACACAGUAGCUGAACAACUGAAUAUAAUGUUCGAUUCAGAAUGGAAAUUAUAUGAAAAAAAAUGGAGAGACAGAAAUCUGGCGUCAGAGCAGCUGCACAUGAAGGUAAUUAAGGCUCGUACUGCUGUCAAUUCAAAGCCAGUAGUUUCUGGAGGGCUGGUCUCAUGCUCGAAUUCAGUUGCAAAGAAGACAUUGACAGAUGCAAUAUCCUCCAAACUAAAAAUUAAGUUUUCUGUACGGGGCUCGGGGCAGACCUUGUCUAAAGGUGCUAAUGAUACGUCUUUGCAAGCAGCCGCUAGCAGAAUGGGCUCUUUAAAUCAUUCUAUCCCUUCCACCAAGGAUAGCGCUAAGGUAGCGAAGGUGCAGUCAAGUGAGCACAGCUCUCAGUCGAUUGGAAAUGAAUCUCGAUCUUGCAGCGAUACUUCAACUUCGCCUCUUCCUUCAUACGGGCAAGGAGAUGGAAGUUAUAUACAUGAUGAACCUUUGUCACCAACCAAAGCCCUUCGUGCAGCAAUCCUUAAGCGGCGUUUUGCUGGAACAAUUGUGAAGGCACAGCAGAAGGCACUUCUGGACCAUCAAAUAGACCCUGCAAAAUUACAGAUGGAAAAGGAGAGGCUGGAAAAAAGGCAGCAACAAGAGAAAGAAAGGAUUGAGGCCCAGGUUAAGGCAGCUGAAGUCGCUGCACAGUUCAAGUUAGACGAAGAAACGAGGAUAAAGAGGGAGCAGGAAAGAGAGGCAGCACGCCUGGCACUACAAAUGAUGAAGAAGACUAUUGAUAUUGACAACAGUGACUUCCUAAAGGAACUGGAAAACAUGACCAAAAAGUGGGAGCUGAAUCCCCCUGGUAAAUUAAUUGUGGAUUUUGUUGAUGGGAUUGAUCUUCCACCUGACCUGGGAAGCCCGCUGGAGAGGCUUGGCCUUUUUAUGAAGAAAGAUCUGGAAGAAGAGGUCGAGCAUGAAAUGGACGACAGCAUAGCACCCUCCAUGGUUGUUGACGUGGAGGAAGGAGAAAUUGGCUGCUGUGGGUAAUACUCUUAGGUAUCCAUUUUUUCUUUGCUUCUCAGGUUAUAGUCAACAUGCAUGCCGGGGUUAUAAGAUUCUGUGAUUCUGUCCUGCGACCCAGGCUAUGUCAUAAACAGAGUAGAGAGUUAUUGUGGCUUGUGUGUCUAAAGCAAGAUCCACCAUAAUGUCUCUGCCGAACUUUGAAAUUGAGUGGUUCACAAUCUUGUGGUUGUCAACAACAGUAUGAUGGCACUGUAUAGGUAGCUGUUUCAGGUCUAUUUAUUGUAAGUUCCUUGUACGAACAUCCUGUAAAAACAAUCGAGAAAGAUAAUAGAAAAAAGAAAAAAGAGUAGUGAGCUAGUAUGUA
Messenger RNA from Lolium perenne, 3446 nucleotides. Its product is annotated as transcription factor GTE12. The record is from RefSeq and is a predicted model, not a curated record. Gene Ontology annotation, molecular function: protein binding. NCBI's taxonomy places the organism in Eukaryota, Viridiplantae, Streptophyta, Magnoliopsida, Poales, Poaceae.